Ipomoea triloba (trilobed morning glory) is the source of this 1678-nucleotide messenger RNA. RefSeq names its product snRNA-activating protein complex subunit. The transcript has 12 exons. Gene Ontology annotation, biological process: snRNA transcription by RNA polymerase II; snRNA transcription by RNA polymerase III. Gene Ontology annotation, molecular function: bent DNA binding; RNA polymerase II cis-regulatory region sequence-specific DNA binding; core promoter sequence-specific DNA binding. Lineage: Eukaryota; Viridiplantae; Streptophyta; Magnoliopsida; Solanales; Convolvulaceae. The record is from RefSeq and is a predicted model, not a curated record. Gene Ontology annotation, cellular component: snRNA-activating protein complex. The coding region runs from base 187 to 1605 and encodes 472 amino acids.
AGAGAAUUGUGUGUUGUGAAGUAUAAAAACGCAGCCUUAUCCAGAGAGAUGAAUCAUGAAUGGUUCUUGAUGUGAUAAAGUUAUACCGAAUAUACCUGUUGAAGAUGUUCGUGUUGUGGAUUUCAGCCUGCGAUACAAACGAUUUUAUAAUCGCCAUCUCUCAGGGUUUUCCAUUUCAUAUCCUAAAUGGGUACUGCAUCUCUGGAUUUCGAUGUUGGGGGAGACGAUCCCAAUGUGUCAAUUCCCCGUGGUGGCCCAAUUUAUGUUCCGGACAUGGUUAGUGCGCUCACAAGGAUUCCAGAUUUUGAAUCCUCUGUAUUCCGUGAACUUCAGAAUCUUAAGGAGGAAUUAUGUUGUGAGUCACUUGAAAUGUAUGAUGAUGAAAUCUCGGUAGAAGAACUCAAAAUUAUAAAGGAGGAAGACCUGGUAAAUAGGGCAUUCGAAGAAGCAUUCAUGGGUGAUGAGUUGAGAAUAGACUCUUCAUAUCCUAUACUAGAUAACUCCGUGUCUAAUGCUGCUGCUUCAGAAAGGUCUGAGAGAGAAUUAUGUUCUUCAACUCCCCAUGACUCCUCAACUGGGGUUUGUAAUAGAGCCUGCCAUAAUAAGAAGUCAAAGAAAAACCAUUUCAGUAAGAGGAAACAAAAUCCUGUUGAAGAAAGCUAUAUUGCUAAGGUGGAGCAACUUGCAAGAAUUAAGCAUAAACAAGAGGAAGAUAAAGCAGCAGCGAGAUUGCAUUCAUUCAAUGGUAGUUGUGGGACUAUGAACUCUGCACCAAAAUCCUCUGAGAAAAGUGAGAGGAUCACAUCACUCAAGUCCAUAAGUUCGUCCAGAAAGGUAUGCCAAGUCAAGUCAUCUAGUUCAAGAGCACACGUUCCUAUUCAAUUUCCAGAAGUUGUCCUCUGUGUAGAGGUUUAUCGUAGCAGAAAGCCAUUAAUGAAGAGUCAAGAAUUUUUGGUCCUAGGGCAGCAAAGUUUGACUGAAGUCAGAGACCAGAUAUAUUGCAUUAUGGAUGAAAUUAUGAGAAAGGCUGACAAGGAUGAUCCUUCUGGCUACUUUCUUAUAGAGGAUUUAUUUUGCAAUGAUUUAAGGGAUCCCCAUGCUACUGAUUACAGUAAACCAAUACUUGAUUGGCUUGAAAAUUCUACCGAGGCAGUUGAAAAAUGGGAAUGUAUCAAUUCAGGUGAGCUGCUGCAGAAGCAGAAAGCAGUUUUAGGCAAUAAAUCAGGACUGCGAUUGCCUCGCUUUAGAGCUGUUGAAAUGAAAAAUAUGCGCUUUUGUGACUUGAGAUUUCGAGUUGGUGCAGGAUAUCUUUAUUGUCAUCAGGGGGACUGCAAGCAUCUAAUUGUAAUAAGAGAUAUGAGGUUGAUCCAUCCAGAGGAUGUUCAGAACCAAAGUGCUUACCCAUUACUUACAUUUCAAUUAAGAGUGCGGCUUCAAAAAUGUUCUGUCUGCAAGAUAUACAAAGCCGAAAAGAUGACAGUCGACGAUAAAUGGGCUCCUAAAAAUCCUUGUUAUUUCUGUGAUCUUUGCUAUUACAUGCUCCAUUAUGUGAAUGGAUCUUUGCUUUAUGAUGAUUUCUCUGUAUAUGAUUAUCUCCAAGAUUAACAUGGAAUUGUAAACAUCAAUCAUUCAUUUUCAGAUUAUUUAUACCUUUUCAAUAGGACAUUUUUUCUUCUAA